Molecule: messenger RNA, 14096 nt
Organism: Haplochromis burtoni (Burton's mouthbrooder)
Lineage: Eukaryota; Metazoa; Chordata; Actinopteri; Cichliformes; Cichlidae
Gene: cacna1g
Product: calcium channel, voltage-dependent, T type, alpha 1G subunit
Exons: 38
Coding region: 5954-13375 (2473 amino acids)
Biological process (GO): sodium ion transmembrane transport; positive regulation of calcium ion-dependent exocytosis; calcium ion import
Cellular component (GO): neuron projection; voltage-gated sodium channel complex; voltage-gated calcium channel complex
Molecular function (GO): voltage-gated sodium channel activity; low voltage-gated calcium channel activity
Source: RefSeq, a predicted model, not a curated record
AUAGUAAAUUCACAGUAUUUCAUGCUAAGUGCUCAGGCGCAUGUAGUCCACUGGAGUGGACAAGUUUAUAACUUUAUAAAAAAACAUAUUUUUGGGAAAAAAAGAGUUGAACAUUUUUUUUCAUGUCCUGAGAAGAAUAAAGGCACUUAAGAAAAAAAUCUUGACCAAGGCUUUCAUAAUUCAUGCAUCAGAGGGUUAAGUUGUGUAAGAUAAGGUAUAGCACGUUCAGUAUUUGCACAUGCAUCUUUUAUUAUAUAGCUGUUUCACCCAACUGUAGUAUCGUGCCAAGAAUUCCCCGAGUGAAAGAUAUAGAUUUGGAGAGAACAUACGAAGAGCCAAGGCCAACCGGUAUGUGUGGAGACGGGCAAGGCAGAGAUGGAUGCAGAACCACGUCUUGUGUGAGUUAUAGUAAACACAAUGAAAAAUAUCUAUUCAGAGUCUUGUCUAUAUCGAUCGCUCUCAGAGUGCAUGUGUGCACCUUAUCUCAUCCUGCUGAGGAUUCAUUUCCCUACUCUCAUGAAAGAAAUAACAGGUGGAAAGAACUUGAUGAGAAGGGUAGAAACUUUUUCUUCUCUUUCUUUUGCAACAAACUUUGCUCUUUUUUUGAAUUUUUUCUAACUUAUUUCUGCUAACAUACACACACAGAUGUAAAGUUCAUAUGUACAUGCAUUGAUUUCUGCGUGAGAUUAUUAGGGCACAGAGUCAGCUGAGUGAUGUAGCGAGACAGGGGAAGACACAAUGCUUGCAUAUUGUUUUUUUUUCUCCACUAGUCAAGAAGAACUUAACUAAAGAGGGAAAGGGGGGAGCAUGCACGCUGUGUUUGCAUGUGUAAGAAAGAAGAAAGGCAUCGAAGAACCCAAGAGAGCAGAAUACUUGGUGCUGAUGAGUUUGAUUAUGUUGCCUCUCAUAUAAAACUGUUGUUGUGUGUUUUCAUGUGUGUGCCUGUGGUGUAGCGCAUGUGUGCUCCUUGCUUUCAGAGUUUUGACAGAGCAUAUCCCCGUGUAUCUUUCCUCUAAUUGAAUCCAUCCCUCAGGGUGUCACCGCUUGUUUAUAUGCUGACACCAUGAAGGUGUGUGUGUGUGUGUGUGUGUGUGUGUGUGUGUGUGUGUGUGUGUGGUUUCACAAUAAAGGCAGUACAUUGCAAACUUUCUGCCCUUAUUGUUUAAUUAUAGCCCAGCAGCUGGAGAGUCAGAGGAUAAGAACAAGGGCAGAAGAGGAAGAGUUAUUGAUUGCAUUAGUCAGAUUAUUCAUAUUUAAUGUUUUGCUUUGUCUCUGUCUCACUACAUAAACCCCCUCCUCUGCCUUUUCUUUAUGCCUCCCUGUUAUAAAUCCACCUCAUCCUCUUGUAAGACCUCUAGUAAACAAUAUUUUGUAUGCAUCAGUAAAACCUGCCCUUUACAUCUUCACCUUUCAAAAGGUUUCCCUGAAUUUUGAGUUGUUAUUAACUAUAAAAUGAUUAUAUUUAUAAUCCUUUGUCCUUUAAAGGAGGACAAAGCACAUACAUUUAAAGACUUUUCUAUAUAUUUUACAGUGACAAUUUGACUUAUAGUCUAUAAAAUUAAGUGUGUACUCUGUUGGAGCAAGUUGUAAUCAGAGGAUAAUAAGCAAUUAUAAUAUAUAGCGUAUAUAGGCUAGCAGUAGCAGUGCCUGAAGCAUUUAUUCAGCGCUUGCUAACAUUAGCUACUGUCAGACACCAAAAGCUGCUGGCUGUAGCAGACCAAGGCUAGCUACAAACAAACCACUAAACACUCAGACACAAACUCACAGAACAGGUGUUCUGUGUCUUUCAGUGAAUAUCCAUUAUACGCCCCCAGAGGCUUAGUCAGCAGACUAGCCAGUGGGAGCUAGCCUGUUUUUCCUGUCUAACUCCAGAGGAAAAGCUGCUAAUUGGGGAUGCUAACUAAGGUUGUCUGUUACACAGUUGUAGACCAUGUAGCACAGAGUGUGUCUUAGCAGAACUACUUAUUUACUUGCUAAAGAGGCUGAAAGAUGCUGUAUAUUUGAGCUACAGAGUCAGAUGGUAAUUAUUUUGUAAUCAGGUUAUUACUGGCACUGUCUCCUUUCACUAGUUAAGAGAACCAUUAAACAUUGCAGAAGCCCCAACUAAGUUGUUUAAUAAAAACACAAAAUACAAGCUUGCAUUGUUGUUGUUUUUUAAAUUAUAAUACAUGUUUUUUCGAGUACCUUCUUUUAAAUGUCCAUUUAUGCUUGUUGGUUUCAUAUCGGCAUAUACACAUAAAGAGAUCGACAGUGAAUCCCUGAAAUUUGGUAACAUAACAGGGGAAAUAACUGUUUAAGGUGAACAAUCGAAGCUGCUACCAAAUGGAACGAACAAUGCUAUUUGAUUGAGACAGGGUGUUUGAAGGGUUUAACUAUGUAACCAGCUCUAACUCUCCAAACCUCAACCUUCCUCUGUAUUGAUUUAAAACUGCAGCAAAAUGGCAGCCUUGCUAAAUAACAGAUAAUAUAAAGUCUCCAUUGAACCACCUAUAGCGUGAGCCACUAAGGAUCUAUAAAAAUAUCUAUCCAUUGAUUUGUAGCUAGUGUAGCUACCAACCAGCAAAGGGGAACAUCAGAUUGCCUAAGGUCUUGGGUAUCUGUCUGGGUAUUAAUCUUCAGCCUGGGCCUACAAAAGCAUUGCUAGUUGUUCUUGCUCUUAGUUCUUAUUCCUUGCUUCCAAAGGUUCAUGUGUAAAUUUUCAAAUUUUCUGUUUUUUACACCAUGUAAGUGUUUAAUAUGAAUCAUACUCUUCACAUCCCAACUGAAGAUGGCUCACAGAGCUUCAAAAAUAAGUGGCCUGUCAGAACUCACUAAUUUGACAGAUCUUCAUAUUAUUGCAGAAGAGAUCAUUUCUGGUGAAAGCGUAGGAGGCUGAGAGGGAAAAGGGCAGGACCAGGGAGAGGUUGAUUAUCACAUAUUGAUUCUGCAGAGAUGCAUGUAGACUUGCCUUUCUUCGUACUGUACUAUAGAUUCAUGCAAAGUGCAUACAGUUCCCUGUUUUAUGUCCUUUGGCAGAGUACAUUUGCUUCCUUUAUGAAUGUUUUCUUGCUGACCUAUCUAGUAUAUACACAUUUCCUUAAUGAGGACAACUUCUGAUUUAAUUAGAGCACAGGCAGCAGCGUAUUCUACAGGUGUAGAUUAAGCUUGUACUGGAAAAGCAAUGUUUGGUUUUUUAAAUUUGGAAGAAGCUAAUUAGCACACAUUAUUAAUAGAUAUAUUUAAAAACGCAUCUUUAACCAUUCCCUGUCAUAUGCAGAAGCAUUAUUAUUUUGUUUCAAAGGUUUCUGGAAAUUAAUUUAUUAUCAGUUUGCUAUAUUAUUUUUGCACAAAUAGGACCAAAUUUGCCUGUAUUUGAGCUGGAAGGAAAACCAAGUUUCAUCAGUGUGUUGAGUUCGAUACCCCUACUUUAACAAAUUAGCUUAUAAUGAUUCGUUUCUGUUCAUUCGUGGGCUUCUCAAAGUUUUGAUGACUUGAAAUUUAGCGGGCUAAUGUAUGGUUAAGGGCAACACAGAUAAAAUGGACCCAUUAAUUAAAAUAACUAUUUAUUAAACAGUUAGCUGAUAAAAAGCUUCCUGACAGCACAGGAGAACCUGCAGAGAUGUUGAGGGAUUCCUAACCCUGCACAUGCUUUCCAGGAAGUGCAGUUUGAAAUAGUCCAGUAGUAUAACAAUCAAGCCUUGGUUGGCCUGAGUAGAUAUUAAGAAGUGAGUCUAGGUUUAUUUUUUUUAAUGUUAAUUUUAAAUCAUGUUUCAAAUUUAGUUCACUCAUUUUGUUUGUUUGUUUUUUCUUUCCAGUCAUUAGUUAGGCGUCAGGCUCUAGAGACCAGUCUGCAACCUGCUGGUAAUCUCCAGUUGUGGGACAUGAUGUGUAAUACACAACUGGUUGGCGAGCGGUUGCUGGCUGUCACCAGGUGAAAUUGGUCACUUGCUUCACUAAAGCAUUUGCCCACUGCAGGUAUUUUUUCUUCGUAGGUUACUAAUGCAAUUUACAUUUAAACCUGCUGUACAACAAAACAUUUUCCUAUUCUCCUCUCUCCAUAACAUUUAUAUAUAAUGGUAAUUUGUUGGCCAACGAGAUUAUAAAAUUUCUAGCUAGUUUUGUCUGGAGCUUGAAGGAGCUUUAUGAGGAUGUAUGGAGAAACCUAGCGAUAAUGGUUUGCGCUGGUGAAGACUGCUAAUAUCAGUUGCUUAAACAAACAAGCCCGUAGAGCUCAUUAUUUUUAAUUAGCCCCGCCUUCUUCUUCCUUAACUGCAAAGACAUGCUGGCGCUGCCAUAGUGUCGAUUCCAGUUUGCACUCUUUAAAACUUUUAGUGCCACUCUUCUCAAAGUAGAGGCCCUCGUGGCUGAGCUUUUGUUUCCUGCUUAAUGAUCCCGCUCCAUGUACUGACUGAUCUUUUUAAUUGCAUCCCUUUGGACUCAGAACUUUCUCUGCAUUCUCCAGUGUGUGACAUAAUCAGGCACAGCCUUCCAGAUGCAACAAUCAUUAUCCAAGUGAUGCUACUGAGGCUUCCUUUGGACACAGACUUAAAUAUCCAGCCUACAUCAAUCAAUACUCCUGUUAAGAACUGUUUGGAACUACCAAAGAUUGUUGUAUUCUUGAAUGCUUCUGCGUAGCACAGGUAAUACUUAGUGUCAAUUAAUGGACGCAGUCAAAUUCCUGAUUUCUUAUUUUUAUGUAUCUGAAACAUUUAAGAGUGACAAAAAAAAAGGAAAUCAGGAACAUCCACACACGUACUCAUCAUCUAACAGAUGCAUUGGGGGUAACUUUGGGUUCAGUACCGUGACCAACGAUCCCUGAGCACAUGGACUGUAGGAGCCCAGGAUUGAUCCAACAAACUUCAGCUACCACCUGAGCCACAGCCCAGAAGAACGAAUUCAAGACUGCUUAGCUGAGACGUUUGAGAUUCUUUUCUACUUCGUGUAAAGCAAUCAAGCCAGCGGAGGCUUAUUUGGACUAGCACAACAGAGGGUUGUUUAAAAUUCUCUGUUUCACCAUUUUCAUCCAUCCUGCUCUUGCUUUUCUGUGUUGGCAGGUCAUGCUGACCCAGCUUCAUAAUGGGUCAGUGGGAUGAACGAGCAAGUGGCGACUAAUGCGAUAAAAGACAGACAAGUCAUUUGUCCUCACGGCCUGCAUGCACACUUUUACACACCACUCCUUCUAUUCACAUGUGUGAAAUGCUCACACUUGGACACACACACAUAUGACAAACUGUUAUCUUUCUGUCUAACAUUGUUAACCAGACUGGAUGCAGGGUGCUGCCUGCAGGUGUAGUGCCAUCUAUAAUACGAGUGGUGUGUGUUGUUUGCAUGUAUUCAGUAAAAAUGCGGUGUGGUUGUGUGUGUGUGUGUGUACUUAUUGAAACAGUAUUACCCUAAUCUGUGUUUAGUCUCAUCAUUGAUUGGUGUCACAUUGCUCUAGCUGGCAUUUAGCCUAACCACAUUAGGUCUGCUCACUUCGACCCCACGGUCAAUAAAAUUCAUGCGCUAUGCAUCAAGAUGUCGCCACGUUCACUAACUGUAGACUUCAUCCUCCUUUUAGUCAGCUUUCCAGUCUUCCAGCAUCUGCCUUUGUCGUCUUUUGUUCUGCCUCAGACGAUCUCAUCUAAAGUGCCUAUCCAUCUCCCUCGCUAACACCCUGAACAAUUUCCAACAUGCCUUCCUAACGGAUCUUUGGUUAAGAGAAAUGAGAGCAGUGACUGCCACUCUGUACAGUUACAAGCAAGCUUUCCUAUUUCCCAAUUUUUCCUUCUUGGCUUGUUCUCCUUUCAGAAACAGCUUUUGAUAUAAAGAGAUAAACAUGCAUCACUUUGUCAGAUGAGGCUGGGAUAAUGAGGUCACUGGAGAAAGCCUUGAGAAAUGCACAUUUUUCUGCCGAUUGUCACUGUAAGCUGCUGUCAUCUCUCUGUGUUAUAUUCCUUAACUACUGUUCUGCACAUGGUUCGAGCGAGCGUCCAUGCUGGUGAUCCUGCUGAACUGUGUGACACUGGGCAUGUUUCAUCCCUGUGAAGACAUCAACUGUGACUCGGAGAGGUGCAAGAUCUUACAGGAUUUUGAUGACUUCAUCUUUGCAUUCUUUGCCAUCGAGAUGGUGAUCAAGAUGGUGGCUCUAGGGAUUUUUGGCAAGAAGUGUUACCUUGGAGACACGUGGAACCGUUUGGAUUUCUUCAUAGUGUUGGCUGGGAUGCUGGAGUACUCGCUCAACCUGCAGAACGUCAGCUUUUCAGCAGUGAGGACAGUUCGUGUGCUGAGGCCGCUGAGAGCCAUCAACCGAGUGCCAAGUAUGCGUAUCCUUGUGACCCUGCUGCUGGACACCUUGCCUAUGCUGGGUAAUGUACUGCUGCUGUGCUUCUUCGUCUUCUUCAUAUUUGGCAUAGUGGGCGUCCAGCUGUGGUCUGGCCUGCUCAGAAACCGCUGCUUCGUCGAAGACAACUUCUCCUUCCCUCUGUCUUUGGAGCUGGGAAAGUACUACCACACUGAAAACGACGACGAGAACCCCUUCAUCUGCUCUCAACCCCGAGACAACGGCAUGAGGGACUGUAGCUCGAUUCCCAAGCUGUAUGAGGAGGGGGGCCUGGAGUGCACCCUGGAUAUUGACUCUUAUAACAGCACUGACAACACCACCUGCGUCAACUGGAACCAGUAUUAUACCAACUGCUCUGCUGGUCUGAUCAACCCCUUCAAGGGAGCCAUCAACUUUGAUAACAUCUGCUAUGCUUGGAUCGCCAUCUUUCAGGUGAUUACCCUGGAAGGCUGGGUGGACAUCAUGUACUUUGUGAUGGAUGCUCACUCCUUCUACAACUUCAUCUACUUCAUCCUGCUCAUCAUUAUUGGCUCGUUCUUCAUGAUCAACCUGUGCCUGGUGGUCAUUGCCACUCAGUUCUCAGAGACCAAGCAGAGGGAGAGCCAGCUGAUGAAGGAACAACGAGUGCGCUUCAUGUCCAACGCCAGCACUCUGGCAUCCCUAUCCGAGCCAGGCUCCUGCUAUGACGAGCUCCUCAAGUACUUGGUUCACAUCAUCCGCAAGGGGGCCAAGCAAGUGGCCCAUAUCUGCAGGCUCUUGGCCCGUCGUGCUGGGCUCCACAUUGCUGCCUCGCCCCCAGCCACAGAUAUCCAACGCAGCCACAGCCAGAGGAGAAGGAGAAAGACCUCCAGGCAGGGGUCUGUGUCAGUUCACCACAUAAUGCAUCAUCAUCACCAGCACCACCACCACUACCAUCUAGGGAAUGGUAGUGUGAGGGGAGGAGGGAGCACCAGAUGUUUGGACAGUAGGGAGGCAGAAGGUGGGGCUCAUAACAACAACGGGGGAACUCUCAUAGCAAACACUGGAAGUGGGCAUCUUGCCGUGGCGCUACCCUCUUCAGUGACAGCAGCAACUUCUGAUAUGAACCUUGCGAUUUUGUCCAGUCCUGCUGCUGAUUCAUCCUCAGUUUGCAGCAUUUUCAACACCAACUCUGGAAUUGCUCCAGGCUUCUUCUCCUUGGCUCCGGCUCCCAAGUCCAGGGCCAUUAAGAGGAACUCUGUGCCCUUUGCUGCUCCAGGGCCUAAGAACUACCCCACCCUUCAAGCUCGGGCUCUGGCCGAGUCUAGAAGAGGGAGCAUUGCAGCUAGCACCCUGACGAACAUCAACCUUAAUAUUCCACCAAUGCCCCAGGACAGAAGGCCAUCGAGUCUGGUAGACCCGCUCAGUCCAACAGCCCAGCUCUCCUGCCAGCUGUCAGCCCGUGACCUCAGCACCACCAGCAGCGCCAUGGACACGGCCGCUUUGACACUAGACCCUGAGAGCUGCCCCUACUGCGCCAAGGCCCUGGCCAACGAAUCGGAGGGCGGGACCGAGGGCAACGAGACACCUGGAGACUCAGACAGUGAUGGGGUAUACGAGUUCACUCAGGACCUCCACCACAGGGACAGAAGAGACAGCCGGCAGCCCAAAAAGAAGCACCGGAGGCUGGGGAAAACGGCCGCCAAGGUUGUUCACUUCUGGAGGCUGGUGUGCGACACUUUCCGAAAGAUCGUGGACAGCAAGUACUUUGGCCGAGGGAUUAUGAUUGCGAUUCUGAUCAAUACUCUGAGCAUGGGAAUCGAGUACCAUGAGCAGCCUGAGGAGCUGACCAACGCCUUGGAGAUCAGCAACAUCGUAUUCACCAGCCUGUUUUCUUUGGAGAUGCUGCUGAAGGUUUUGGUGUAUGGGCCCUUUGGCUACAUCAAAAACCCCUACAAUAUCUUUGACGGCAUAAUUGUGGUCAUCAGCGUGUGGGAGAUCGUGGGACAGCAGGGUGGGGGUUUGUCAGUGCUAAGGACUUUCCGGCUGAUGCGCGUCCUCAAACUGGUCCGCUUCAUGCCGGCCUUACAGAGACAGCUGGUGGUGCUCAUGAAGACCAUGGACAACGUGGCCACUUUCUGCAUGCUCCUCAUGCUCUUCAUCUUCAUCUUCAGUAUCCUGGGGAUGCAUCUGUUUGGUUGUAGGUUUGGGUCAGAGAGAGACGGAGACACUCUACCAGACAGGAAGAACUUUGACUCUCUUCUCUGGGCCAUAGUGACUGUCUUCCAGAUCCUAACACAGGAGGACUGGAACAAGGUGUUAUAUAACGGCAUGGCCUCCACUUCUCCCGUAGCUGCGCUCUACUUCAUCGCGCUAAUGACCUUUGGCAACUACGUCCUCUUCAACUUGCUUGUUGCCAUCUUGGUUGAAGGGUUUCAGGCAGAGGAAGUGGCCAAGCGGGAGGACUUGCAUGCCCAGCUGAGCCUCAUUCAGCUGCCUGUUGUUUCAGGGGGUGAUGCUUCUAAAUCAUGCUCAGAGAUUGAUUCCUUUGCACGAAGCAUGGAGGACGUCAACGGCAGCAAGAAGGAUUUAUCGGCCUCUGCAGUAGUGCCUGCAAAUGGUCAUGUGGACCUGAAGUCUAACCUGACUCCACCGCUAAUUACCCACACUGCUGCCACCCCCAUGCCCGUACCAAAGUUGCCCGUGGGAGGUGAAUCCAACCCGGGUUAUGAGACUCGUCGAGGCAGCAGCAGUUCUGUAGACCCAGCCUGCUAUGAGAAAUCACCGACCAGUGUCCGGAGCUCUUCCCCUUAUGCCCCAUGGAGCUCCGGUAGUGGCCGGACAAGCCGCAGAUCCAGUUGGAACAGCCUAGGUCGUGCUCCAUCAUACAAACGCCAGAAGAGGCAGUCCGGGGAGCGACGGUCGCUUCUGUCGGGGGAGGGUGGCUCAAGUUCAGAAGACGGGGAGGGCGGAGGAGAAGGAGGUGGUGGACUGAUGGAGGAAGAUGACGCAUCACUGGCCAGGACGGACUCCAUGUCCCAAUCGCAGAGAGGGCCCAGGCACAGGAGGAUGGAGUCAGUGGAGACUCGGAGCUCAAUGGAUUUGCCACCUGAUGCUUUACUCCAGGUGCCCUACCGGUACCGCUCAGCAAGCAUGCACAGCUCCAGACCCCCCUCCCUGAGCCAUUUGCGGCCCCCAGAACACAAUGACUGCAACGGAAAGGGAUCUCCAUCAGUCCUGGGUCCCACACACGUCUCGCUGGAAGAGAACACCGAAGACGAGAAUGCAGAGGAGGAGGUGAACCUGGGUCGUUUUGCCAGGUUGUUCCGCUGGCUGGAGAAAAAACAGCCGGCGUGGUGUAAGCAGAGAGAUACCUGGUCGCUCUACCUCUUCCCUUCAGAGUCAAGGUUCCGGAUCCUGUGCAAUAAGAUCAUCACCCACAAGAUGUUUGACCACAUCGUGCUGGUCAUUAUCUUCCUCAACUGCAUCACCAUCGCCAUGGAGAGGCCUCGAAUCGACUCCAAAAGCGCUGAGCGGGUUUUCCUGACAGUGUCCAACUACAUCUUCACAGCAAUCUUUGUGACUGAGAUGACUGUAAAGAUCGUGUCUAUGGGCUUUUUUUUCGGGGACAAGGCGUACCUGAGGAGCAGCUGGAACGUUCUGGACGGGAUGCUCGUCAUGAUUUCUGUUAUUGACAUCCUGGUGUCUCUCAUUUCCCAAUCCGAAACCAAGAUCCUGGGCAUGCUCAGAGUGCUGAGGCUGCUGAGAACUCUGAGACCGCUACGCGUGAUCAGCAGAGCCCCGGGCCUGAAGCUGGUGGUAGAGACCCUGAUGUCAUCCCUGAAGCCCAUCGGCAACAUCGUGGUCAUCUGCUGUGCCUUCUUCAUUAUCUUUGGCAUCCUGGGAGUACAGCUUUUCAAGGGAAAAUUCUUCAUUUGUCAAGGAGAGGAUGUAAGGAACAUCACCAAUAAGUCAGACUGCUUGCAAGCCAGCUAUAAGUGGGUCAGACACAAGUACAACUUUGACAACCUAGGACAAGCCUUGAUGUCUCUCUUUGUGCUGGCGUCAAAAGAUGGAUGGGUCGACAUUAUGUACGAUGGGCUUGAUGCUGUGGGAGUUGACCAACAGCCCAUAAUGAACUACAACCCAUGGAUGUUGCUCUACUUCAUCUCCUUCCUCCUGAUCGUCGCCUUCUUCGUGCUCAACAUGUUUGUAGGCGUGGUGGUGGAGAACUUCCAUAAAUGCCGGCGCCACCAGGAAGCCGAGGAGGCCAAACGCAGGGAGGAGAAGAGACUGAAACGCAUGGAGAAAAAGAGACGGAAUUUAUUGGUUCCGGGGGUGAGUUGGGCCCUCUCUGACGGCACACUGAAAGAAGCUCAGAGUAAGCCCUACUACUCGGAUUACUCCCCCACCCGCCUUCUCAUCCACAAGAUGUGCACCAGCCACUACUUGGACCUGUUCAUCACCAUCGUAAUAGGCCUCAACGUCAUCACCAUGUCAAUGGAGCACUAUCAGCAGCCUAAGGAGCUGGAUGAAGCACUGAAGAUCUGUAACUACAUCUUCACUCUCAUUUUUGUGCUGGAGUCAGUCUUCAAGCUGGUUGCCUUCGGCUUCCGACGCUUCUUCAAGGACAAGUGGAACCAGCUGGAUCUGGCCAUCGUGCUGCUGUCCAUCAUGGGCAUCACUUUGGAGGAGAUUGAGGUCAACGCUUCCCUGCCCAUCAACCCCACCAUCAUUCGCAUCAUGAGAGUGCUGAGGAUUGCUCGAGUAUUGAAGCUCUUGAAGAUGGCGGUGGGGAUGAGAGCUUUGCUGGACACCGUUAUGCAAGCCCUGCCUCAGGUGGGCAAUCUGGGUCUUCUCUUCAUGCUCCUCUUCUUUAUCUUUGCAGCGCUGGGAGUGGAGCUGUUUGGUGACUUAAUUUGUGAUGAACUCCACCCCUGUGAGGGUCUGGGGCGCUACGCUACAUUUAAAAACUUUGGGAUGGCCUUUCUGCUGCUCUUCAGAGUUUCCACUGGAGACAACUGGAAUGGCAUAAUGAAGGAUACGUUGAGGGACUGCGCCCAAGAUACAGGCACCUGCUACAACACUGUGGUUUCUCCCAUCUACUUCGUCUCCUUUGUCCUGACCGCUCAGUUUGUCCUGGUCAAUGUGGUCAUCGCAGUACUGAUGAAGCACCUGGAGGAGAGCAACAAGGAAGCCAAGGAGGAGGCAGAGCUGGAGGCGGAGAUGAUGGAACUGGAGAUGGAAGCGGGGGACAUAGCAGCAAGGUCGCCCCAGCUCAACCCUCUGACACUGGGUAUGGACAGGUCAAGCUCUGGGGGUUCCCCCUGGAGGUCUCCCAGAGGAGUGGAUACAGAGCAGGAAAGGGAUGGUCCUAUGGAUUCACCCACUGCCGAUAUAACCAGAGACUCUGUAGGCAUCAGAGCAGAAUCCCCUUCAUGCACAGAGCCCCAACUGGAGUUUGUCCAGCGGAGGGCACUCUUUGACUCGGUCUCCCUGGUCAUCCAGGGUUCAAUGGAGGGGGAGAUGAGUCUCAUGGACAACCUGUCCGGCUCUAUCUGCCACUACUACGCGCUGCCCCCCAAGCCCAGCAAGCACAGCACCGACAAGAAGAUCCCUCUAGCGGAGAUGGAUGCUCUGUCUCUGGCCUCUGAGAAUUCCUGGUCCCUAGCUCUGACAGACGACUCAACCCCUGACGAUUUUAAUCCCCUAUUUCUAACCACUCUGGAAUGCAAUGCGGAGCAGCUUGGUUCUGGGGCGCUUCGGGACGACAACCUGUUGAGCGUCAGAAAGCCUGCGGUGGGACGCACGCACUCCCUACCCAACGACAGCUACAUGUUCCUCUCGCCACAGCCCAUGGGGCAAACAUCUCCCACUGCAGCACACCCACAGGGGCCCCAGCACAUACUGGGCACUCACAGGGCCCAAUCGGGCUCCAGUGGCUCGGUGCGUUCACAACCCGCGGAGUUUUCCCAGCAGCUGACUGUUCCCACAGACCUCUUCAGACCCAUCAGCCCACACAGCCACUCAGAUUCAGAGAGUAUACCACGAAACCCACCGUCUAGACGCACACACACAUUUAGCCGUACGCUACGCAGACAGGUUGCAGUGUCUACUGAUUCUCAGGAGGCCCUUUGUACCGACGUAGGGGAAAGCAGUGAAGGACUCGUGAAUGUGGCCUCUCUUGGCCUCCCUCCAUCCCCUAUCCCCUCCAUCUCCUCUACCUCUCCCUCUCCCUACCAUCAUCAUCAUCACCCUACUCCUCAACAACCAGCUCUGUGCCUGGUCCCUGCCACACCGGGCGCCUCCCCUAAACCAUCACGUCCCAGCACAGUGCACACCCAGCACCACGACCAGCAUUGCCUCGCCUCCUACUCCCCCUGCCCUUCGCCUCCCCCUCCCAUACCCGCCAGGCCACCCCAGCAGGAGGUGUCAGAGGAUCGGGAAGUGUCCCUCAUUAACCAGGUGGUGUUGGCCGGCAGCGAUGACAUCACGGCCGAGGACAGCAGCAGCAGCGGCGGGAACGAGGGUUACGGCAGCUACGCGGGCUGCCAGGAAAGUCGGAGUCCAUGUUUGAGGCAGCUGAAGAGGUUCCACAGCGCUGACACGCAGGGCCGCAACGCCCUCCUGCCCCGCCCCCGCCCUUACUCCUGGCUGGACGACCCACGGCGCCACUCUGUGGAAGUCUGCUCCCCGGUUGAUUCCAGCCCCCAGUGCAGCACCAACUCCACCUCCUCCGGCUUUGUGUCUCGGGCCGACAGCCUGCAGAUUCAAAGCCAGAUCCCCGCUCAAACCUCCCCCCGCCGCAAGAAGAAAAUGAGCCCACCCUGUAUAUCUGUGGACCCCCCUGAGGGACUGGAACCCCAGUCUGGCCUCUACCCAUGCCUGGGUGGGCUCGGUGGCAUGGGACUGACUGGGUUAGGGAUGCCCCCUCCCCUACCCAACCGGGACACCUACCUGAGGAGGAGAGCACCCUCCAGUGACUCCAAGGACUCCUUUGACCUGGCAGUCGGAGAGGGUUCAGGACAGGACGGAGGUUCACCGAACCCCAACACCAACUCCAAGUUAUUAACUCUUCCCAGCUUCUCCUUUGAGAAAACAAGCUCUGAGCACUGAACACCAAUACUCGAAUACACACACACGCGCACACACACACACACACAGCCGGACGAACCCUCCACACACAUAAACACACGAUGCACUCUGUGUGUCUGUGAUGGUGAUAGUUCUAGUAAUAAUGCUGUAGAAAGUAAUAAUGGUAAAACUACAACAAACAGUAAAAACAUCCUUGGUUUCAUAAGGAGUGCAGUACUGUAGUAGUGUGACCAUCCCUUGUCUUUGUAUUGUUACUGCCAAAACAGCCAGAGAAGAAGAGAACGACAAAUAUUUCUCUGGCUGCAGCUUGACCCCAUAACCUCUGGAGUGACAUCAGCGCCUGGGUUAUUAGCGCCCACUGCGGUCGCCAUAUGAACUGCCUGGUGUUAAUACAGAGCGGACCUGGUCAGUGGAGGUACAAAGCAAUAUUUAGAGACACUAUUUUCUUAAAUUAUUGGCCCAUAGUGUUUGUACAGGAUGUUGUUUUUAAUUUCAUUUAACUGUUAUUUUCAUGUCUUUUUGUGAUUUUCUUUCUUUUUUUUAUUUUUUUGUUUUUUGUUUGGUCAACAAUGGUUUGUCUUUGUCUUUCUUUUUCACUGUAGGAUAUUUCUAGCUUUCUUGGUUUACUAAGGAAAGUGAACGUUUUUCAAAGUGGUGAAAACCAGUAUUUGUAGGAAUAAUAUAUAAAUAUAUAUAUAAAAAAAACAAAAAACAAGUCAUUAAACUGAGCUUGGAUUUUUAA